Messenger RNA from Hibiscus syriacus, 2366 nucleotides. RefSeq names its product BTB/POZ domain-containing protein At1g67900-like. The record is from RefSeq and is a predicted model, not a curated record. The coding region runs from base 291 to 2180 and encodes 629 amino acids. NCBI's taxonomy places the organism in Eukaryota, Viridiplantae, Streptophyta, Magnoliopsida, Malvales, Malvaceae. The transcript is spliced from 4 exons.
GAGAGAGAGAGAGUUUUAUUUGUGUUUUCUUUCUUCUUGGAUUUAUCAUCUCCGCCGGUAUAAUUGUACAUUCCUUUUCCAGUUUAUUUGUUUUAUCUGCUAAACAAGAAGGGUCUUUUUGUAUACUUUUCUAGAGUAUAUAAAGCCCUUUUCUUGGGGUGGUUUCUAGUUGGGAAAUUUUCCUACAGGCAAAUGGGUUGUCUUGUCUGUUGGGUUGGUCGGAGAUCAUCUUUUGCUUGUUGUUAGAGAAGAAGCUGUUUCUUUCCAGAAAACAACACCAGAACUGAGUCAUGAAGUUUAUGAAACUCGGGUCUCGGCCCGACACUUUCUACACAGCUGAGUCAGUAAGGACUGUUUAUUGUGAAGUCCCGAGUGAUCUUAUAAUCGAAGUUAAAGGAACCAAAUAUCUGCUUCACAAGUUUCCUCUGUUGUCCAAGUGUUUGCGGUUGCAGAGGUUGUGCUAUGAAAUAUCCCAUGAAACAUCACAGCACCAAGUAAUCGAAUUACUCGAUUUCCCCGGCGGAACCGAGGCGUUCGAGCUUUGUGCCAAGUUCUGUUACGGUAUCACGAUCACGGUCAGCGCGUAUAACAUCGUGGUGGCUUAUUGCGCCGCUGAGUAUUUGCAGAUGACCGAAGAUGUCGAGAAGGGUAACUUGAUUGUCAAGCUUGAAGUGUUCUUCAAUUCAUGCAUUUUACAAGGGUGGAGGGACUCUAUUGUGACAUUACAAAGCACCAAGGCUUUUCCUUUGUGGUGUGAAGACCUUGGAAUCACUAACAGAUGCAUAGAAUCGAUUGAGUCGAAAGUUUCGUCACACCCUUCGAAGGUGAGCUUGUCGCAUAGUCAUUCGAGACGGUUUAGCGACAUGUCAUGUACCGGAACCGAGAGCCAGCGGUAUAAACCGAUGAUCAAAGGUUGGUGGGCAGAGGACAUGGCUGAGUUGGGUAUAGACCUUUAUUGGAGGACCAUGAUUGCUGUUAAAUCAGGUGGGAAAAUACCCUCUAAUCUUAUAGGUGAAGCAUUGCAAAUAUAUGCAUCUCGGUGGCUGCCGAAUAUAUCCCGGAAAGUAAAGGCUAACCGAGGACGAACAUCCGAUUCGGACUCGGCUGAUGAGGUAUCUUCAAAGCACAGGCUGCUGUUGGAAUCAAUAGUGAGUUUACUCCCAUCAGAGAAAGGUGAUGUGUCCUGCAGUUUUCUACUUAAGCUCUUGAAAGCAGCCAACAUUCUUAAUGCUUCAUCGUCUUCGAAGGCGGAAUUGGCUCGAAGAGUAGCACUUCAGGUAGAGGAAGCAAGAGUCGGCGAUCUGUUAAUACCUUCUCUAUCGUACUCGAGUGAUACCGUUUACGACGUAGACAUCGUCCUCACCAUUUUGGAAAACUUCAUGUUACAAGGACAGAGUCCUCCGACUAGUCCCCCGAGAUCGAAGCUGCGGUUAGAAAGGAGAAGAAGGUCCCGUUCGGCCGAGAAUAUCGAUUUCGAGUUUCAGGAAAGUAGGAGAUCCUCUUCAGCAUCACACAGUUCCAAACUAAAAGUAGCCAAAAUCGUGGAUGGAUAUCUUCAAGAGAUCGCUAGAGACAGAAACUUACCACUGUCGAAAUUCGUUGCAAUCGCCAAGACGAUCCCGGAUUUCUCACGGCUCGACCACGAUGAUCUUUACCGAGCUAUUGACAUAUAUCUCAAGGGACACCCGGACCUAAACAAGACCGAACGGAAAAGGCUGUGCGGCAUACUCGAUUGCAAAAAACUCUCUGCCGAGGCCUGCAUGCACGCUGCACAAAAUGAAAAACUGCCUCUAAGAGUAGUAGUACAAGUCCUCUUCUUCGGACAAGCUCGAGCCGCCACGGCGGGGGGCAAAGUGACCAAUCUCCCUAGCAACAUUAAGGCACUUUUAGCUGCCCACAACAUCGAUCCAUCAAAACCUCCAGCGACAUUAAGCUCUACUACCAGCAUUCGAGCCGACGAUCAAUGGAGCGUUUCGGGCCUUAAAUCUCCCAGGUCGAGAACUUCAACACUAAGGAUGAAGCUAGCCGAAGACGACGAUUUUGACGAACACAACAUGGAUCCGGAUGGAAUGGGAAGACAUUCCAAGCUCAAGGCCUUCUGUGCUUUACCUACGGGACCUAAAAGAAUGUUCAGUAAGUUGUUGUCGAUCAAUAGAAGUGGCAGUGAAAAGAACUACUGAGUGAAAUUUGUUUCAAAGGGUAAAGGUUUUCUUUUCCUUCAUUUUCUUGCUGUAAUUUAAGUAAAAGCCUUGUAAUUUUAGCUCAGAAACAAAUAACAUGACGGUAAAUUCUGGGACUUAACCCUAUCUGAAAAUAAUGAUGGGAUCAGUGAAAUGAUUAGGAAUGGGAAGAUAGGUUCAAUGAAA